AUGAGUGGAAGAAGUAGAUCAAAUUCACAUAGAUAUACCGAUAGAAGUAGAUCAAGAAGUAGAGAACACUCACACAGAUAUGAUGACUAUAGACAAAGUGAUGAUUAUAGUAGAAGAGAUGACUAUAAAAGAAGGGAUGAUUAUGAAAGAAGAGAUGAUUAUAAGAGAAGGGAUGACUAUGAAAGAAGAGAUGAUUAUAAGAGGAGAGAUGAAAAUAGUAGAAGAAGUGAUCAUGGUAGAAGUUAUCGACCAAGUGGAAGUGUUGUUAACAAAUAUGAUAAUAUAUCUACUAAACAAUUACAACCUGUUAAUUAUGAUAUUACUACUCUUCCACCAUUUGAAAAAAAUUUCUAUGUUGAAUCUCCAAUAACGGCGAACAGAGAUGCAGAAGAAGUUUCACGUUAUUUACAAGAAAAUGAGAUUCAAGUUAAUGGAUGUGAGUCUAUAAAGGCUCUUUUAACUUUUGAAGAAUGUAAUUUUCCACAGUCUAUUCUUGACGUAAUUAAAGAACAAAACUAUAUUAAACCUACACCAAUACAAGCUAUUGGAUGGCCAAUUGUUCUUCAAGGUAAAGAUGUAGUUGGUAUUGCAGAGACUGGAUCAGGUAAAACAAUUUCAUUUUUAAUUCCAGCUAUUAUACAUAUAUUAGAUACACCACUAGCACAAUAUAGAGAAGGACCAAGAGUAUUAAUUUUAGCACCUACCCGUGAAUUGGUUUGUCAAAUUGCAGAUGAAGCAAUUAAAUUUACAAAAGGAACUGCAAUCAAAACAGUACGGUGUUUUGGAGGAGUACCUCAAUCUUCUCAAAUGAAAGACUUCCAAUCAGGUUGUGAUAUUUGUGUUGCUACACCAGGGAGAUUAAUUGAUUUUAUUAAACGAGGAGUUACUAGUCUAUCAAGAUGUACAUUCUUAAUUCUUGAUGAAGCUGAUAGAAUGUUAGAGAUGGGAUUUGAAGUUCAAGUUCAAGAUAUUAUUGGUCAAAUUCGUCCAGACAGACAAACAGUUAUGUGGACUGCUACAUGGCCUCAGGCUAUUCAACAAUUUGCUCUUGGGUUUAUGUUUCAUCCAUUACAAAUUAAUAUUGGAAAUCCAGACCUUCAUGCUAAUGAGUCUGUUAAACAAAUUAUAGAAGUGUGUCAAGAACGAGACAGAGAUUCUAAAAUGAAUGAAAUUGUUAAACGAAUUGGAUCAGAAAAGAAAGUAUUAAUAUUUGUAAAAACAAAACGAAGUGCUGACAAUUUAUGUUAUAAAUUACGUGAUCAACGAUACAGAGUUGCUUGUAUGCAUGGAGAUAAAGUACAGGCAGAAAGAGAUCGAGCACUUUCUGAUUUUAAGAGUGGUGCAGUCAAUUAUUUGAUUGCAACAGAUGUAGCAUCAAGAGGAUUAGAUAUUAGAAAUAUAGAGAUAGUUAUUAAUUAUGAAAUGCCAAGUGAUAUAGAAAAUUAUAUUCAUAGAAUUGGUAGAACUGGAAGAAUGGGAAGAAGUGUUGAGGGAGAAGCUAUUUCAUUAUUUACUUAUGCUGAUGCAAGGUUAGCUAAAGACUUAAUCUCCGUCUUAAAAGGAGCACAUCAAGAAGUACCGUCUGAACUUCUCAAUAUGAGGUAUUAA
Molecule: messenger RNA, 1608 nt
Organism: Entamoeba histolytica HM-1:IMSS
Lineage: Eukaryota; Evosea; Mastigamoebida; Endamoebidae
Product: DEAD/DEAH box helicase, putative
Exons: 1
Coding region: 1-1608 (535 amino acids)
Cellular component (GO): ribonucleoprotein complex; cytoplasm; nucleus
Molecular function (GO): RNA helicase activity; RNA binding; ATP binding
Source: RefSeq, a predicted model, not a curated record